AUGCGGUCCCUCUUCUCCCGCUCCCCCGAUCUCGAAGGAGGCCAAAACCGCACCUACAAAAAAGGUUUCACAGGCGAUCACCGCGGCCGCACACACAUCCCUCCCCACCCUUCUCCCAUCUUCCCAACCCAACCGCAACAAGAUCCCUUCAACGCUCCCCCCGCCGCCUACAGACACGAUACCAUCUUCAGGCCACCACCAAGCCCCAGUCCCAAGAGCGUCACCUUCAGCGACCGAUCAUGGAGUGCGCUCUCCAACGCCGGGACCGCAGGAAAUACAGCUGGAAGUGGAAGAAUAUUCCGUAAUGUUCCCGCGACAGAUAGGUCGCAGUUGGAUAAAGAACACUUAGAUAGAUUACACGAAUAUCUUGGAGUUCUCCCUGGGAGUGGCACCCCUCAAACUCAGAGAGAAAAAAGACGUUUUAGUAUUAGUGAUCCUAAUGAUCGACCUAUUCCCAUCCCCAUACUUAGUUCCUCAACUCCUGUUCCUCUCUCCCCGCAUUCACGCGUUAAGAAAAAUCUCAAACAUAAAGCGGCAGAACAGCAUUUUAGGAGAAAUAAUGGAAGUACUGCGUGUUCGCAGGAUAGGUUGCUGGGCGAGCUAGAGGAGGAUCAGGUGGUUUAUCAGACGAGGGUUUUUAGGGAGGCGUUGAGGACGGCGCUUAGUAUGCGGAAGGGGGAGGAGGAGGGGGAGUUUGCUGGAGAGGUGAAGAGACCGGUUAUGCAGAGGAGGGGCGAGUGAGGGGUUAGGAGGGGGUUUGUAGGACCGCUUGAGGAGAGGAUGGUGGAGGAGGUUUUGCCGAGGGAUUUGGAGGAAUUUUUGGAGAAGUAUGAUCCGAGGGCGGAGGAUUUGCCGGAUGUGUGAGUUCUUUUGUGUUGAGUUUCUGGGAGGAAUUCAGGGGUGAGGUUUUGAUGUGCUAAUUUGGUGUUUAAAUAGUUAUCCGAUGGGUGAACAUAGGGCAAUGCUUCGAACAAUGUAUUUGGAGGAUAUACUACACUCGACUGCGAAAUUGCAUAAGCAUAAUUGGAUAUUGUUGAGUAGGAAUGAGAUGUAUAACGAAU
Sclerotinia trifoliorum is the source of this 1061-nucleotide messenger RNA. Lineage: Eukaryota; Fungi; Ascomycota; Leotiomycetes; Helotiales; Sclerotiniaceae. The record is from the annotation of a GenBank genome assembly.